AUGAGGGAGGAUAUGGCAGGUGUUGAUCUAAGGAUCUUCGGAGCGGGCUGCGGGUCUCAGCAACGGCGGCGGUUGCUGAGCGGAAAGCGGGGACGCUGCUGUGACGGUGUGGUGAGGGCGGAGGCGACGGCGAGUGAGAAGGCAGCUGCAUACGCGUUCACCAACUCAGGGAGGAGCAGCCAUCAUGCCAGAGGGACGCACAACGACCUGGCGAACAACCUGCGCGUGCUGGUGCGCAACCGCCUGGCGCAGGCGCCGCUGGAGCGCAACCUGAGCGGCGACGCCGUGUGGGGCUGCGCCGACUGCCACACCGACCUCCCGCGCCUGCGCGCCGGCCGCGUCGCCGCCCAGUUUUGGGUGGCUUACGUGGAUUGCAAAACUCAGUACAAAGAUGCUGUUUCGAACACGCUGGAGCAAAUAGAUGUAAUUAAAAGACUCAUCAAGAAGUACCCUCGUGAUCUUCAGUUUGCAGAUUCUGUAAAAGGCAUUCAAGAUGCGUUCAAGCAGAAGAAGAUAGCGAGUCUCAUUGCGGUGGAGGGUGGCCAUUCUAUUGACAGCAGUCUGCCAGUCCUCAGGUUAAUGUACGAAUUGGGUGUGCGUUAUUUGACAUUAACUCACUCCUGUUCAACCCCAUGGGCUGACUCGUCUGCGGAGGAGAAUCCAAAACCAAAUGGCAUCACAGAAUUUGGAAAGAUUGUUAUUCAUGAAAUGAAUAGACUAGGAAUGAUGGUUGAUUUGUCACAUGUCUCAGCACGAACAAUGAAAAGUGUUAUAGAAGUUUCCAAAGCACCUGUGAUUUUCUCUCAUUCAUCAGCAUACAGCUUAUGCAAUCAUACGCGAAACGUCCCUGAUGAAAUUCUGAGAAUGAUACCACAGAACAAAGGAAUUGUGAUGGUGAACUUCUUCUCUGAGUUUUUAGUCUGCAAAGAAGAGAGAAAUGCUACCAUCGAAGACGUUGUAGAUCAUAUUAACUACAUUCGUAAUGUUACCGGUGUCAACCAUAUUGGAAUUGGUAGCGACUAUGAUGGUGUCUCAAAGGUUCCCAAAGGUCUCGAAGACGUAUCUUCGUAUCCUCGACUAUUCGAACGACUAGCUCAACCCAAACCAGGCGAGCCGACGUGGAGCAGAGAAGAUCUCAAGAAGUUAGCAGGCCUCAACCUUCUUCGAGUAUUCAGAGAAGUGGAAAAGGUUCGUGAUCUAUUGAAAACUCAAGGAGAGGCGCCAUCAGAAGCUCUGAUACCUGAAGAUGAAGCUCAGAAUACUACAAACUGUUCUACAAACAAGCUAACCAGUUAGGAAGUGAAGUGUGUCCAUCAUUUAUAUAUAUUUUUAAAUAUUUUCAUUGAUUUUGUUUUUGUAUUGCAACAGCACCUUGUGCUGGAAACAUUUUUUCUAGUGAUUGUAUCUUAACUUGUUUUGAAGAUACUGUGUGUUGUUGAGGAAGAGUGAAGAAAAUUGUACGUGAAAUGAGUCUUAAAUGUGCAUGAGAGGAAUAUUCAAGAGAAAAUAGAUAUAGAACUAUUAAUAAAAAAAGUAAUAAUAUUGUUAUUUGUGUUUGCAGACAUUUAAUGGAUAUAGAAAAGAAAUUGAUCAAAUACUGUGGCUUCCUUUUUUAUUUAAAUAUACAACCCUUGCCCUACCAACUGCUGUUCAAAAAUAAAUGAACAGGUUUUUUGACUUAGAAAAUACAAAAAUAUCUCUAUGAUGCAGAAUAGUGUUUCUGAACCUGAUGGUCUCGAAGGCAUAAAAGGGGGUCUACUACUUGACUUAAAGACUUUAUUAAAAACUUUAUUAAAAACUUUAUUAAAAUACUUUAUUAAAAACCUUCUAGUAAUAUUCAUAAAUUAGUGUAGAAAAUGUAUUAAUGAGUUUGUUUGUUUUGAGCUUGACAUGUUCAAUUGCAUUUACACACAUGUUCAAAGCAUCACUCAUAGCAAAUUUUAUUUCAAAGCAGAAAAAAUUAUAAGAGGCAUACUUUAUAAAAAAAUGAUGGAACCUGUAAAUUGCUCAUGUUUGUAAUAUUUGAUUAAAUUUCAUUCAAUCGAGUCUGAAGACAUACUCUUUAUUAAUUUUUUUCUUUUGAAAUCAUGGAUUAAAAAGGUAGAUGCAAUCACUGAAAGUAAUCAAAUUCUUUUUUGAACUUUUUAACUAGUGGUGAAAUUUUCAUUUAACUGUGAUGUAGCUCUGGCGGUUGAGACGUGGAGUAAAACCUUUGGCCCAAAAUUGUAUAUUGUAGAAUAAACUAAGCAUUAUUUGUAAAAAAAUGAAAUAUGAUCAUCACGUGUGAUAAAAUUGUUAUAAUAAGAUAGUAUACGAAACGUCAAUGGUUGGCGUAAUUUAAAAGUUUUACAAUUUAAAAUAAAAAUUAAUUUCAGUCAAGAGUUGUGCCUUUUAAUAACAU
Gryllus bimaculatus (two-spotted cricket) is the source of this 2401-nucleotide messenger RNA. Lineage: Eukaryota; Metazoa; Arthropoda; Insecta; Orthoptera; Gryllidae. The record is from the annotation of a GenBank genome assembly.